AUGGUCAAUCAGCCCAGUCUCUAUCUCAGGACUUCGGGUAAGCAGUUAAUUCGCUGGCUUAGCAGGACUUGUGAUGGUGUGAAUGAUGCACCUGCUUUGAAAUUGGCUGAUAUUGGGAUUGCAAUGGGCAUUGAUGGAACUGACGUUGCAAAGGAGGUUGUUGACAUGGUUCUGACUGAUGAUAAUUUUAGCACGAUUGUGGCUGUAGUUGGAGAAGGCAGAUCCAUUUACAACAAUAUGAAAGCCUUUAUCCGGUAUCUGAUUUCUUCAAAUAUUGGUGAGGUUGCUAGCAUCUUUCUAACUUCUGCCAUUGGGAUUCCAAAAGGCUUGAUUUCAGUUCAGCUUCUAUGGGUGGAUCUGGUUAAGGAUGGCCCACCUGCAACAGCCUUGGGUUUUAAUCCACUAGACAGAUACAUCAUGAAAAAAAGCCCCUCGCAGGAGUGA
Messenger RNA from Lactuca virosa, 444 nucleotides. The record is from the annotation of a GenBank genome assembly. NCBI's taxonomy places the organism in Eukaryota, Viridiplantae, Streptophyta, Magnoliopsida, Asterales, Asteraceae.